UCUCCAGCCUCAGCUAUGGGGUGGGGCUGGGGGAUGGUGGAGGGUGGGUGCGGCUGGUACCCUGAGCCCGUACCCACUGCCGUUCUGGAAGAAGAGCCCGCCCGCCCCUCCCCCUUUUGGAGCGUGACCCCUGCCUCGUCCAAAGGCCGGCAGUGCCUGCCUGGAUCCGUUGGGGGCCCGCACCAUGGAGGAAGAGCCUUUCAACGCGUCUUCAGACCACGGAAGCCUGGGCCAGGCGAGUGGGCACUACGGCCUUCCAAGUGGGCGAACCCAGGCCACAGCGCCACAGCCACACCUGAGCAUGCGGCUGUCUGAGGUCUCAUGGAGCUUGGACCAGCAGCAGAAACUCCCAGGGGAUGGUGGCAAGCCCAUUUCUCUGAGGAACGAGGACAGUUCCAAGCUGGAGGACCUGGAUCAGUACACUCUGCUGGAGCUGAAACCACCUGGCGGCAGAACUCCCGGCAUCCACUUAGAGGGGGUGGACAGUGAACCUGAGAUCCAGAACGAUGAAGAACGUGAGGAGCAUUUCUCAGAGUCACUGUCUAGUACAUGGGAGAGUGCAGGCUUUCGACUCUACUUGGCAGAGCAGCAGAAAAAGCUGCCGCUGCCCCUGAAGGAACUCAUGGAGACUGAAGCUCUGGAAAUCCUCACCAAAGCCCUCAAGAGUGGCCUUAGCACUCACAAAAAUUCCAAGGGCCCCACAGAAAUAAAGAGUUGAGAGACCAAGCUCGAGAUGGGAAGAGCAUGGGGUGACAGGCCUCAGUGGAACUGUUUUCGAGGUGAGGCUUUAGGAGGCUUCUUGCCUACUGAGAUGUAGCUUUGGCUUCCUCCCAGGUGGGGGGCUGUGAGGGAUUAUUUGGGUGAACUCCUGUUUAUGAUGUGACAUCUAAAGGACCAUAUGAUUAUUUAGAGUGGGUGGUCCAGGAGGUGUCUGCAAAGAUGCUAACCCCCCCCCCCAGUUCAGGCCUGCGUCAUCUUCUCCAGCUGGCGCUGACACCCUCCUCCGCCUGUGCACUAAGUGGGGAUCUAAAGUUCCCCAGACUUAAAGAAGGCCCGCACCCAGCACCCAGCGCCCAAUCACCUGCGGCUCCUCGAAUCACACAAGCGGUGCCGCUGGUGGGGAAGCCUUGCCGGUGCUCACUGCCCCAACUCAGCUCGGCCCUC
Cavia porcellus (domestic guinea pig) is the source of this 1164-nucleotide messenger RNA. RefSeq names its product catsper channel auxiliary subunit zeta (gene Catsperz). Gene Ontology annotation, biological process: sperm capacitation; flagellated sperm motility. NCBI's taxonomy places the organism in Eukaryota, Metazoa, Chordata, Mammalia, Rodentia, Caviidae. The coding region runs from base 185 to 718 and encodes 177 amino acids. The transcript has 6 exons. Gene Ontology annotation, cellular component: sperm principal piece; CatSper complex. The record is from RefSeq and is a predicted model, not a curated record.